Messenger RNA from Drosophila ananassae, 566 nucleotides. RefSeq lists its product as uncharacterized. Bases 118 to 423 code for a protein of 101 amino acids. The transcript is spliced from 2 exons. Lineage: Eukaryota; Metazoa; Arthropoda; Insecta; Diptera; Drosophilidae. The record is from RefSeq and is a predicted model, not a curated record.
GCCAAGGUCCUGGCUGUAACGCUUUAAGGAUGUGUUAGGACACCAUUAGUCGCUGGUGACAGUUGAACCCGUAAAAGAGACAAGUUGUGCAGCAAAUCAUAGAGAAAAUUUAAGAAAAUGAAGCACCAACAAGUUGUGGUCGACUACUGGACCAUGUUAAAGACAUCUGGUCUGUGCCUAUUACUAGCCCUCUGCGGAUUUGUACUUCUUAAAAUGGUGCAGACCAUUUUCUGGCUGCCAGGACAUCUUAAAAAGAACCAGCUGCGUCUCGAAGAACUGGCCAAACACUAUGCCAAGGACAUCAGCGCAGAAGAACGGGCCGAAAUAGAAAAGCUCUUCAACGCCAACGAGCCACUGACAGAUGAGCGUCUUAACCAAUUUCUAAACAAGCCAGAGGAAGUCGAGCCCAAAAAAGACCAGUGAUUAAUUAAAAAAUCAGAGAUUUUUGUCAUAUUUAUAUGUAUAUUGAGUGUAUAAUCGAUAAUUCUUGAUACAGGUUCUAGUUCUUAUAUGCAUAUUGUAUGUAACUCGCAAAACAAUCAAUCAGUUAACCAAUCCAUCAAUAA